Messenger RNA from Adineta ricciae, 615 nucleotides. The record is from the annotation of a GenBank genome assembly. Lineage: Eukaryota; Metazoa; Rotifera; Eurotatoria; Adinetida; Adinetidae.
AUGGGUGGAAGUUCUUCACAAUCAUUAGCUGAAUUAAGCGAAGAGGAUAUCAAAUUUAUUUCUAGUCGAGCUAAAAUCGAUCACGAGAGCGUCACAAUUUGGUACGAUAAACUAAAAGCAGCAUGUCCAAACGGGAAAAUUUCCAAAUCAGAUACAGUCAGUUUUCUACGAAGUAUUAACAGUGGUAAAGAAGAACAAAUUGAUCAAUUAGCAACAGAUAUUCACAAAGCAUUCGAUGCCAAUAACGAUGGCAUUGUCGAUCUACGCGAGUUUUUAAUCGGUUUUGCUUUAACGUCAACUGGAAGUGUACGCGAAAGGUUGAAAUAUGUCUUUCGAACAUACGAUCAUGAUCAUAAUGGAGUAAUUAACAAGAAAGAAAUUGAUCGGAUGGUGAAAAUUGUCAUGCGACUUCACGCGAAAGAUGAUCCGGAAAAUACGACGCGUAUUGUGAAGGAAUUACAAGCAUCAUUGGAACAGUUUAAUGAAGGAAAAGAUCUCGAUCAUAUUGAAUUACGCUCGAAAGAUUUCAUUAAAUUACUAAUGGAAAACAAAGAAUUCUGUGAAUUACUUUCUCCGUUCAAUAUCGAUCAGCCUCAUACGAAAGUGGUCAGUUAA